Molecule: messenger RNA, 530 nt
Organism: Chrysoperla carnea
Lineage: Eukaryota; Metazoa; Arthropoda; Insecta; Neuroptera; Chrysopidae
Product: NADH dehydrogenase [ubiquinone] 1 beta subcomplex subunit 2, mitochondrial-like
Exons: 3
Coding region: 107-445 (112 amino acids)
Cellular component (GO): mitochondrial inner membrane
Source: RefSeq, a predicted model, not a curated record
AAAUUGAAGAAAAUCUAGUUGGCUGCACUUGACAAAAUUUCUUAUAUAAGAAACAGUCAAUUUGCAAAACUAAUUUCUAACACAGAAAUUAAGUAACGAUUAAAACAUGUUGUCCCUUGGGAUGAAAAUUGCUAAAAAUGUAGCAUUUAAAAAUAGUCAACAAAUUGUCCGUCAUUCAUCUGCAUGGGUUUAUCGCUCAGGACCAAAACCAUUACCAAAAUCCACUUACUUCGUUGCAGAUUUUGUUGGUGCAACUAUGUGGUGGUGGAUUUUAUGGCAUUUAUUUACAGAACCUGAACACAUAACGUUUCUUAAGGUUCCAGUUGGAGGAGAUAGAUUUAACAUCAAAAUAAUCUCAAAAAAAAUUGAUAAAGACGAAACUGUAAAAUUUAAUCAACUUCGUACAUUUUUUUGGAGUAACAACAACCAGGGUUCGCACACUUGAGCUUUGGAUACUGUGUCCAACAUCUCAACUGGUUGGAUUGCUAUUGUAUAUUUUAUAUAUUUUUGAUACCUGUGUAGUAUCUGUA